GCAAUCCAGAUCUCGAUCCCGCAUCCGGCCCAAUCCGUGCCAACUGCGCUUCCGCCUUCCAGAAAAUUUCCCCGUGUGUUGAGUCUGAGCCUCCGCCUCCGCUGUAGCGAAACCGGCCGACUUCUUUAACUCUCUCCUGACGAUCGCUUGACUAGCGCAGAGAGACUCAUCCUCAUCUCGCCCCAACAAGGUUCUCUUGUCUGCCCGGCUGUGCCUUCACGUCCUCUCCACAGAGGAUUCUUUGCCGUAGGCGGCCUUAGGUCCCCGACAUAUCAUUCUAAUACACGCACACGCACUUCAUUUAAACGAAGAUACGCCGUUUUACCACACAUGUCAGGCCGUAGGUAGCCGAAACCGCAGAUACAACACCCGUGUACGGCCUCGACACCGGCGCAAUGGCUGGUUACGCCGACAACUCUGAGCCGGUAACGCCGGCGGAUGAGUUCGCUCCGAGCAACCCAACAUCGCCGGGCUCCAUCGACGACUCCUCCGAGGCGAGCACGCCCCUCGAUCCGCCCAGCUCCGGCUCUGACGCGGUACCUGGACUCUCGCCGGGCAGCGCUAGCGAUCUGCCCCGUCGGAUCCCUGGUCUAAGGACGUUGUCAGAUCCGCAGUCUACUGCGCCUAUGAGCCCCAGCUCCAGCGUUACCGGCUUGUUGAGCACUGUGAGACGGCCGACCCCAAGCGCGAAUGCUCUGCCUUCGGACAUCAUGCAGAAGGCACGAGCCCUGCAAGAGCAGCGCAUGGGCAUGGCGGGCCGGGGAAGCGGUGGGCCCACAGGCAUGAGCAGGGACGUCAAUAUGAAGGGACCCGUCGCCGGCGGGCUAGCGGGUGGCCUGCCAUCCAACCUCAGGUUACCGGGUGGCAUGGGACGGCCCCUCCCUCCGGGGUUCCCGAAAUCUGCACCUGCGGUUCCCGGCAUAAAGAAGCCCCCGAGCUUGAGCGAGAGAAGAGCCAUGAAGCUGGGAAAUCUUUCCGGGUCCGGAGAUCCAUCACCAUCCGGAACGCCAAAACUGUCAGAUUUAGGGGCCGAUGCAGGCAAGCAGCCCGCCGUGAACGGGGAAGGGCGCGGCUCCAAGCUCAGCGACUUCAAGAAUUACAUCGAUGCAGACAAGGGCUGGAUCACAUUCGAGGGUGCCGCGACGAUCACCCGCACGGGGGUCAACUUUGCGAACGGCCAGACCUUCUCCAUCUCGCUCGACGAGAUCGAAGUGCUCGAUGAGUUGGGUAAGGGGAACUACGGCACGGUCUACAAGGUUAGGCAUGCAAGGCCAAAGGCGCCCCGUUUUGGUCAGGGGUUGAGCAGAUUCAAGAUGUCUCCUGCCUGGCAACAAUCUGCGGUUGAGACAGGCGAGGCCGGUGAAGAAACGUCACCAAAUUCGGCCGGGAGCGGCGGACGGGCAACCACAGGGGUUGUGAUGGCCAUGAAGGAGAUCCGGCUCGAGCUCGACGAGGCCAAGUUCACGACGAUUCUCAAAGAACUGGUCAUCCUACACGAAUGCGUCUCUCCUUACAUCAUUGACUUUUACGGCGCCUUUUAUCAGGAAGGCGCAGUGUACAUGUGCAUCGAGUACAUGGACGGCGGCAGCAUCGACAAACUCUACGCCGGCGGCAUCCCAGAGGAUGUCCUCCGCAAGAUCACGUUCGCGACCAUCAUGGGCCUCAAAACGCUCAAAGACGACCAUAACAUCAUCCAUCGCGAUGUGAAACCGACCAACAUCCUGGUCAACACCAACGGACAGGUCAAGAUCUGCGACUUUGGCGUGUCGGGCAAUCUGGUGGCCAGCAUUGCCAAGACCAACAUUGGGUGCCAGAGUUACAUGGCGCCCGAGCGCAUCAGCGGCGGUGCUCUUGUCGUUGGCGCACCUGGCGCCGCGGACGGGACGUACGACGUGCUGAGCGACAUCUGGAGCUUGGGUUUAACAAUCAUCGAGUGCGCUCUGGGGAGGUAUCCGUACCCGCCUGAGGUAUCGAGUACCAUCUUUAGCCAGCUCAGCGCCAUCGUAGAAGGCGACCCUCCCGACCUCCCCACGGAGGGCUAUUCUCCGCUCGCUCGCGACUUCGUGCGAUCCUGCCUCAACAAGAAUCCAAAGAAGCGCCACACGUACGCGAUGCUCCUCGCCCAUCCUUGGAUCAAGAGCCUAGGCAAGCCCGAGACGAUCACCGAGGACGCCGAGGCGGAGGAAGCGGCUGCCGAUAACGAGUUGGCCGACGCGACGGGCUCGCUGAGUCUGAACAACCCGUCGGGCUUGAUAGGCGAAGGAGAUUACGAGGUUGCCGAGUGGGUAAAAACCGUGUUAGAACGGAAGAGGGAGGGUUUGUUGCAGGAGCAGGCCGAGAGGCCUGCGUUGCACGCUGCGCCGCUGGAUUCGGUCAGUCCGGCUGGGAGCCCUCUUGGCGGGAUCAAACCAUGAAUCGUCGGGUGUUUUGGUCGGCUUGUGUUCCAGAUGGUUCAAG
This is a messenger RNA of Chaetomium strumarium, 2457 nucleotides long. RefSeq names its product kinase-like domain-containing protein. The coding region runs from base 396 to 2414 and encodes 672 amino acids. The transcript is spliced from 2 exons. Gene Ontology annotation, molecular function: ATP binding; MAP kinase kinase activity. The record is from RefSeq and is a predicted model, not a curated record. Gene Ontology annotation, biological process: protein phosphorylation; MAPK cascade; cellular hyperosmotic response. NCBI's taxonomy places the organism in Eukaryota, Fungi, Ascomycota, Sordariomycetes, Sordariales, Chaetomiaceae.